CACCUUAUGUUCUCUAUGUUAAUCCUCAAUGCUAAUGCGUUCUUAUGCAGAGCAAUAUGCAAAUUAAUUUUUAUCAGUGUACUGUCAUAGAAAGACGGAACAUAACCUCACUUUCCGGUAUUUUGGUGUAAAGUUCUGCAGCAAAUUCGUGAAUUUUUUCUUCACCCAAAAAGACUGAAAUUAGGGCAAAAAACAUGAGAAAUAGUGGAUUUAAUAGUCGUUUGAUGAAUGUAAUAAUAGCAAUAAGUGCAUUUAGCCUUGGGACACUCACAACACUUAUGGUGGUCAGUGAGAAUUCCAUGCAAAAGCCAAAUAUUCGGGAUGUCCGGAAAGGUCAUCUUGAGGCAGAAGGAGGAGCUCCUCAGGUCAGGAAACCCCAUCAUUUCCUUGUGAUCCUUAUUACAACUGCUCCUGGGAAUGUUCCCCAGAGGACAGCAAUGAGAGAGACAUGGCUCCGGAAUGGUUAUGUGUGGAAAUCCGAUGUUCCCUAUGAUGCCAAUUCCGUGUAUAUUCCUGCAUAUGAUCCGGAAACGGGUUUCCUACGCGCCGAGACGCCGGAUAUUCAGGAAUAUAGUCUCAAUGUUUACAAGAAGUGGAUGAAGAAGUAUAAGACAAUUAAUCCGGAUCUCGAUGGGCAGGAAAUGGGAAAUAUCUCAGUUGUGCACUUCUUUGCCGUGGGGAUGGCUGGAUUGAGGGCAGAGGAAGUGAAUGAUUUGCGGGAAGAGCAGAAGAAGCAUGAAGAUUUGCUACUUCUUGAGAAUAUUUGGGACAGCUAUAGCAAUUUAACGAGAAAAUUGCUUGAGAGUUUUCAUCGAAUUAAUGAGGAAUUUACAUUUGAUUAUCUCCUCAAGUGUGAUGAUGAUACCUUUGUGGAUUUAGCUAUUCUCCUGCAGGAUUUGCAGACCUAUCAUACGCAUUCGAGGAUUGUUUAUGGGAAGGAUGAUUCAACUUAUCCAUUUCCACGACUCUAUUGGGGCUACUUCCACGGGAAGGCGUACGUGAAGACAAGUGGUCAGUGGAAGGAGCAAAAUUUUGAUUUAUGCGACAGAUACAUGCCGUAUGCACUUGGAGGGGGCUACGUCUUGUCCGGGAGUCUCGUUGCCUACAUUGCAGAUCAUAGAAAUACCCUGAAAACCUUCCGAAGUGAAGAUAUUUCCGUUGGAACGUGGCUGGCACCCUUUAGGGAUGUCCACAGGCGGCAUGAUGCGCGCUUUGAUACAGCUUUUAUGGCCAGGAAGUGCCAGAGCUACCAUAUUGUUCUGCAUAAGCGCACAAUUGAGGAUAUGAGGCAUUUUCAGAGUGGUUUCACAUGUUCCCAAAUACAAAAUGAUGCCCUGAGGCGCCCCAAAGAAUACUUCUACAAUUGGCACAAACCCCCAACACAGUGCUGUGAUUCACUUGUUAACUGACACCAACUCCAUCCAGGCAAUUGAUUACCAUUCUCCGUCUUUUUUUCCAUUC
Molecule: messenger RNA, 1461 nt
Organism: Lutzomyia longipalpis
Lineage: Eukaryota; Metazoa; Arthropoda; Insecta; Diptera; Psychodidae
Gene: beta3GalTII
Product: beta-1,3-galactosyltransferase 6
Exons: 1
Coding region: 195-1409 (404 amino acids)
Biological process (GO): glycosaminoglycan biosynthetic process
Cellular component (GO): membrane
Molecular function (GO): UDP-galactosyltransferase activity
Source: RefSeq, a predicted model, not a curated record